CGUCACUUCAAAUCAAAAUAAAAAAUAUAAUGUGACUUGACUUUAUCGCCAAUAAUAAAAAAAAUAGAAAAAAAAAAAAAUGUUGUUGGUCUUCCUGUAUUUGAUUUUUAAAUGUAAAAUGCGUAUGGCAGCUGAGCACGCAGCGUGUUUAAUAUACGGUUUCGAAGUCUCCACUGAGAACUGUACAUUAGCAAUGAAAUUAUUACAUGAUGCUGGUCUAGAGCCAGUUACAAUUGUCAAUGGCGACCCUACACUAGCUGUUGCUAUUUCGACGACAAAAAUCAAUAUGGAGCCUUGGAGGUUUAAUCGCCUGAUCUCACUCAACACCACGCCAGCAAAAGUAUCCCCUUCCACCGACAGUAGAACGACAAGCAGCAUCAAUGAUGUAAGUUCAAUCGCGCUUUCGCGCUCAGGUGUCCUUGAUUUGUGUAAACAAAUCCUGACAUUGAAUGCCAUACCUUACAUAACUGAGAGCCUGUUCUUGGGGGAGGAGGAAGUUUAUAACAUCAUCAAGGCAUAUUUUCCUGAAGAUGAUUUAAAAACAACAGAUUUGGUGGAAUGGAUAGGAAAGGAUGGGUCUUGGGGACCUACGAAGCGACAAUUACGUAAUUUUACCUGGGCAGAUAUCACCAAUGUACAACAGUAUAGGAAAAAUGUCAGAGCCACCGCUUCUACUAUAUGUACAAUUGGAUACUGUAGAAAAAGCAAGACCAAGGAA
Messenger RNA from Mucor mucedo, 718 nucleotides. RefSeq lists its product as uncharacterized. The annotation marks the transcript as partial. NCBI's taxonomy places the organism in Eukaryota, Fungi, Mucoromycota, Mucoromycetes, Mucorales, Mucoraceae. The record is from RefSeq and is a predicted model, not a curated record. The transcript has 2 exons.